GGGGGGGAGCGGUAGAAAGGGCGGGCGGCGAGGCAGGCGGUAGCACUGCGCGGAGCGGCAUCGCGCAAGGGCUGGGCCCCGCCGGGCACGGAGGCUGCCAGCAUGGCUCUGGAUUUCCUCGCGGGAUGCGUCGGCGGUGCUGCUGGAGUGCUGGUAGGACACCCAUUUGACACUGUUAAGGUUCGUCUACAAGUUCAAAAUGUAGAGAAACCUCUCUACCGUGGGACCUUCCAUUGCUUUCAGUCCAUCAUAAAGCAAGAAUCUGCUUUUGGACUCUAUAAAGGUAUUGGGUCACCAAUGAUGGGACUUACCUUCAUUAAUGCGCUUGUGUUCGGUGUACAAGGAAACACACUUCGUGCUCUUGGAAAAGACACUCCUCUCAACCAGUUCCUUGCAGGGUCAGCGGCAGGGGCUAUCCAGUGCAUCAUCUGCUGCCCCAUGGAGUUGGCAAAGACAAGAAUGCAGCUCCAAGGAACAGGUGAAUACAAACUAAAAAUGAAGCUCUACAAAAAUUCUCUGGAUUGUUUGAUCAAAAUCUAUCGAAAGGAAGGGCUGAGGGGUAUCAACAGGGGCAUGGUCUCUACGUUCAUAAGAGAGACUCCAAGCUUUGGCUUUUACUUCCUAACCUAUGACUGCAUGACCAGGUAUUUAGGCUGUGAAGCUGAAGACAGUUAUGUUAUUCCCAAACUGCUGUUUUCGGGGGGGAUGUCAGGAAUCGUGUCCUGGCUCUCAACCUAUCCCGUGGAUGUGAUCAAAUCCCGGCUUCAGGCCGAUGGAGUCGGAGGCGUUACCCAAUACAACGGCAUUUUAGACUGCGUCAGAAAGAGUUACCACGAAGAAGGCUGGAGGGUGUUCACAAGAGGUCUUACUUCCACCCUUCUCCGUGCUUUUCCUGUCAACGCAGCUACCUUUGCCACUGUCACUGUGUUCCUAAUGUAUAUGAGGUCAGAAGACAACCUUCGUGAAUGUGAACCAGGUCCAGUAAUCCAGCAGCCUUCCAGUUUGUGAACCUUGUCUGUUUGUUCUGAUCCAACACCCAGCUGGUUGGGGUUUUUUUAAAUGUAAACACUUGACCCGCACAAGUGGUGUAAAUUUAUGCUAUCUGUAUAAAGAAUUCCUAAAUGUGUCAAAUUAGGAUUUCAUCUCAUUACUUGUACAAACAGCAUAUCGCCUUAUUAAGGACUUCAUAUCUAGUAGUAUCCAAGUAAGAUGGGGACCUGCCUUUAGAAAGUACUGUACAGUUACUGUUGCAGCUCCAGAAGAGGAUCUGGAGGAUGUCAUAGUACCAAAAAUCAGGUUUUCUUCCACUCAUGUUCUGAAUGACUGAGUUGAAUGCAGAAAUGUUUUCAGAAAAGAAAUGCUCUUUUUGUAUGUAACAGGAGUAAGUAUAGUCCUCUAAGGUGAAGUAGUAGGAGGAAACUAAAUAUUGGAAGCUUUUUGCAGGUAACCCUGAGCUAUUUAAAACAUGGACUAGCGUUCAGCUAGUCCUGUGUUUUACUUUUCCUCUACUUUUAUACGUCAGUGGUUUUAGUAGCAACUUUGUUCAUACUGGCUGGCUUAAAAAAAAAAAAAAGUUUGUUUCUAAGCUACUCCCUUAUCUUUCAGCUUUGAAUAAAUAUGUUAAGCAUAAAGUUAGCAUCUGCACUCAUAUGCACUUGUUCCUUUAAAUCUCAAGGCUUGUAAGGAUUUAGGGAAACUGAAAUCUAGUAAGAUUGAUGUUAUUUGCCUUCACCUCUAUUUCUCAUUUGGUGGGUGCACGGAUUGAUUUGACUAGGUUCAGCCCCAGUAGACUUUGUUCUCCAAAGUUAAUGCGACUUUGCACCACGUCUCCCAACAUGCCCCACAGCAGCCAGUGAUGUACAGAAGUCAAAGUCCUACCUGUGGUAUUGUGCAAAACAUUUGUGGGUGCAAUGUCAGCUUAGCAGCUUGAAGUACUGUAGAAAUACGUACAUGUUUAGAAGGGGAGGUGUCAUACCUUUCCAGAAAAUAGGGCUGUGUCUGAAAUGGUUGGUGUUCAAUACACUUGCUUUAUGAAUUUAAACAAUACUGAUUUUUAUGUAUUUAGUUACAGUGCUACUGGAAAGACGACUGAAAAGGGUUUUAGAGAAUUUUCUUGUUAUGUUAAUUUGCUGUGAUUUUUUUUUUCCCUCCCCUAGCAGUCUGUUCAAGAGGGAUUAGCCAGAGAGCUGUAAACAGUUAUUUAAGAUUUGGAAUAAGAAUUACACAUAUGUGGCACAAAUAGCCAGGAGGAAGGAGUGCAUGUGUGUGAGAAAUGUUCUAAAACGUAUCAAACUAGUUCAGUAAGUACAACUUGUUACACUUUUGGUUGGGACAAGUGCAAUAUGUGUUUAAUUUAUAUGAAUUUUUUAAAGAAACCUUAUUUCGUAGCAUUUUGCACUGUAACAAAAUAUGCUGGAGAAACCUGUAAAACUGGUAUGUCUUUUUAUACCUUGGAGGUAUGUUGGAUGUUUUAGUGCCUACUUGCACUGAGAUUCAAAUUGAAUGUUCAAUCUGUCUACUAAGCUGCAUAUGCACAACUCACAGCAAAGACCAUUUACACCUUUGUACAGUACUCUGUAAUUCAUGUAUAUAAAACUGAGGCUAUAAAUUUUUUAAAAA
Grus americana (Whooping crane) is the source of this 2619-nucleotide messenger RNA. RefSeq names its product solute carrier family 25 member 29 (gene SLC25A29). Gene Ontology annotation, biological process: mitochondrial L-ornithine transmembrane transport. Bases 103 to 1008 code for a protein of 301 amino acids. Gene Ontology annotation, molecular function: high-affinity L-arginine transmembrane transporter activity. The record is from RefSeq and is a predicted model, not a curated record. Gene Ontology annotation, cellular component: mitochondrion. Lineage: Eukaryota; Metazoa; Chordata; Aves; Gruiformes; Gruidae. The transcript is spliced from 4 exons.